AACCAGUCUACCAUUAAGAAAUGUGAGUACUCAGCAAAACACCAGUGUAUUCAAAUACACUGAGAGUGAUGUAUGCAGAAUAUUGGGGAGUGCAGAAGGAGAGGCGUCUUUUUUAUAUAUACCUUCCAUCACUGAUCUACAGUGUAGCUAUGAGGCUGAAACAAAGAAAUCUAUGACGUUGCAACUGCAUUAUACCACUCUAAGGGAAUAUUAUAAAGCUGCACGUGUCCCAAGAGGCAUGAGGGUGCAUCCAAAGGACUGUGCUUAUGCAAUGGACAUGGAAUAUAGAAAUCGCUUUGAGAGCAUAACCAACCAAUAUUGUCUGGAACUAGUGUUAUUACAACUAGAAUUUUUACAAAAGGAUCUUGAGAUAACUAAGAUUAAAGUCUCUGAGUUAGAAGCAUCACUAAAACAGCAUCUAACCAAUGAAGAAUCUAUUGCCUUUUUUGAUAAACAGGAUAACUUUCUAAGCAAAAUGCGAUCUGGCUUUAAGGAGACUAAGAGACACAAGUGGUCUAGAGACACUCAGGACUAUUCUCUAUCUAGAGUCUAUUUGUGGACUAAUACACCAUUUUCUUUCAGACGGAACAGGAGAACCAAGGAAAUAUUUACAAAACAAGGAAUUUCUAAUACACAGGUACUAGAUCCCUCUUCACGGGAUGAACAAAGAGAGCCUUUUUUAGUCAUUCAAGGACAAUCUCCAGACAACAAAGGCGGGGAGGACGUAAACAUCACCGAGGGAGUAAAAACAAGAAAUCAAAACCAGAAUCAGAACAGGAAUACAGCGGUUGCCAAGAGCAACCCCAACAAUUUCAACAACCGUCACAAGAAAAAGAAAGCCUGAAAAGCAAUGCCGUGAUGUAUGGAAGCACAAUAUGUACAGCCACCAACAGAGCAUUGUCUUUUUGGAUUUUGAAAACAUGUUGUUCUUUUUAAGACUUUCCGUUCUUUCUAAAAAUAUGUUUAUUACACUAAAAAAAUGUUUAUUAUGUUAAAGCAUCCACACAUACAGCUCUGCAGGACAUUUUAUCUGCAAUACUGAAAACAAAUACUAUAUAGAGGUAUCCACAUUGUUCUGGGGGUUGCAGGAUACUAUGUCACGGCCGGGAAUAUCGGGUAGCGUCAGGUGCAGCAUCAGUGGUUGUCCAGCCGGUGUUAGUCUGCUCCCUAUCGCAUACUUGCAUGACAUAUGUGUAAACAUGUGUCAAUUUGCAUGUAUAUACCCGUAACCCCAUAUUUGGCCGGAGGGUAUGAGCCAUGCCAGCUCUACCUGCUUUAUGCCCCAUGCAAACAGAACACGGGAAUGCCCAUUAGUGUUUGCUAAAAUGCAGCAAUUAUCCCUCAUACACUGCUGGAUUAAUGACUUUGGAAUAUUGAUAAUAGCGAUAUACUGACAUAGCACUGCGCAAGCGCGAGAUACUAUGGUCAGUAUGUGAUACUUUUUCCCUUUAGCAAGAUGGCGCACAUAACUUCUUUUUACGAGUACGCAUGUCAGCAUUGUAUAGAAUGCGAUUGGGUGCACGCGAUCAGCGCAGUCUGCCUCUGAUUAGCAGUUCUGCUCUGACCUGCGCAGUCACUUUUUUGCCCCGCUCAUUCAACGUGUUACAGUCCGCGAUAUGCUCUGUUGGGUAAGUGCUUAUGAUAACUUUGUACAUUGUGUAUAUAUUUAAAUAAUGUAGAUCACAAGUAUCCGCCCACAUCCACCUGCACUGGGAGGAAUCACUAAUGAGGAUUUAUCGUCACCCUCACUGGAUCACUAAUGUAUGACGCACUGUUGUAUACUAUGCCAUGCCCUAUACUCACACUUAUGUCAACAAUUGUUGUAAUUACUGAAUGUAUUUAAACUGCACUGAGGGGUCACUUAGUUGAGCUUGAGAAAGGCGACGAGGAGGUCGCAGAAACGUUGCUCUGUAUGCACUGAUGCAA
Messenger RNA from Hyla sarda, 1926 nucleotides. RefSeq lists its product as uncharacterized. NCBI's taxonomy places the organism in Eukaryota, Metazoa, Chordata, Amphibia, Anura, Hylidae. Bases 173 to 844 code for a protein of 223 amino acids. The transcript has 2 exons. The record is from RefSeq and is a predicted model, not a curated record.